Molecule: messenger RNA, 1705 nt
Organism: Styela clava
Lineage: Eukaryota; Metazoa; Chordata; Ascidiacea; Stolidobranchia; Styelidae
Source: RefSeq, a predicted model, not a curated record
GCAGUAAUUUCACUAUCUAAUCCAUGGGAUUUUUCAAGCUAUUAUUGUGUUUAAAAAAAUAAGAUGACUGCUGCAGCAGUGCCAUUUGUAGAUGGAUGGGAUUUCGUUCAAACACUCGGAGAAGGUGCGUAUGGUGAGGUUAAACUCGCUAUUAACUCAGGAAAUGAUGAAGCAGUUGCUGUCAAGAUAAUUGACCUAAAGAAAGCACAAGAUGCAGCAGCAAUGGAUCUGAUUCGUAAAGAAGUUGGAAUACACAAAAUGUUGGAUCAUAAACACAUUGUGAAAUGUUACGGUACAAGAAAAGAGACAACACAUCAAUAUAUAUUUCUGGCAUAUGCAAGUGGUGGAGAAUUAUUUGAUAAGAUUGAACCAGAUAUUGGAAUGCCUCCUUCACACGCGCAAUCAUAUUUUAGGCAAUUAAUUUCAGGUGUCGAAUACCUGCAUUCUCUUGGAGUGACACACCGUGAUAUCAAACCAGAAAAUUUACUUCUCGAUGGAAAUAACAUUCUUAAGAUUGUUGAUUUUGGUUUAGCAACAAUAUUCAGACACAAAGGUAGAGAAAGAUUAAUCAAUAGAUGUUGUGGAACACCACCUUAUGUCGCACCAGAAGUAUUAGUACAAGAACCUUAUCAUGCCGAACCUGCAGAUGUGUGGUCAUGUGCAAUAGUAUUGGUCGCCAUGUUAGCAGGUGAACUGCCAUGGGAUGAACCAAGUGAUGGAUGCCAAGAAUAUUGUGAUUGGUUAGACAGAAAAGUCCAAUUAUCACCUUGGAAUAAAAUUGAUACAAUUCCUCUGGCCCUAUUGAGGAGAGUAUUGGUCGAAUCUCCUGAAAAACGUGCAACUAUUGCAACUGUGAAAAAGGACAGAUGGUUUGUGAAACCACUACCAUUCAAAAGAAGAUCGUCAUCAUCAUUUGACAAUUCACCACUCGCAAAACGACUGCUGACUGAUUCAGGAUCAAUCAAUAUUGCAGUGCAAGAUAGGGAUGCACUUUCUGUCACACAACCUGAACCUCAACUUAACAGCAGUUGCAAUGAAAUAUCUACAGUAUCAGUGGACAAUUUACUAACUCAUGCUUGCUUGUCACAGCCUGUCGAAAUAGAUAAUAUGCUACUUAGUUCUCAAUGGAUGAAUACACCAGCUACAACACAAAAUAUGUGGCAGAAACUUGUUAAACGUAUGACCAGAUUCUGGAGCAGUAAAACUACAGAAGAAACUAUUAAUGAGAUUACGAAAGUUUGCAAAAAGUUUGGGCAUUCUGUGAAGCAAAUGUCACCUGGUAUUCUGACGGUUUCUACUACGGACCGACGAAAAAACUCACUUGUUUUUAAAGUUUGUAUUAUUGAGAAUAAUUCCAGUGAUAACCAGCGCUGUCUGGUGGAUUUGCGCUUGUCGAAAGGAGAUGGUCUCGAAUUUAAACGACAUUUCAUGAAAUUUAAGAAAUCAUUAAAUGCAAUUGUCACCAAACAACCAUCAAUAUAUGGGACCGAAGUGGCGAAAGAAAAUUGAGAUAUGCAGAGUAAAACUGUCUGAAAAUGGAUGUUAUGCAUAUCUAACAUGCUAAAGACAGGUAUUAAGUGGGUUGAUUGCAAUACUUGACAAAACAUUUUGAUGUACGAAGCCAUUGCAAUACUCAGAGGUGAUUGUUGAAAAUUAAAACUAUGAUCAUGAAAUGUUAGGUUGUGUACUAUGGAGUUUUGAUUGC